AUUUUUAACACAAAAAACUUACCAUCAAGAAAACCCAGUUUCUCAUAAUUAGACUAAGUUCCGAUUUUUCUGUCAAAAAAAAACAAACCAAAUCUUGAGAAAGAAAGAUGUUUUACUCACAUAAUCUGCUAGCAAAAAAGGGGCCAUUAGGUACAGUCUGGUGUGCUGCCCAUCUUCAGAACAGGCUCAAGAAAUCUAAUUAUAUCACCAUUAAUAUCCCAUCAACUGUUGAGCAAAUAAUGAAUCCACAAGCCCCAAUUGCGUUGAGAUUGUCCGGUCAUCUACUUCUUGGUGUUGUUCGGAUAUAUUCUAAGAAAGUUGAGUAUCUUCAACAUGACUAUAACGCACUGAGUAUAGAAAUAAGCAAGACGUAUGCAUAUGCAGACAUUAAUCUUCCACAGGAUGCUAAUCAAGCUAAAUUUGAAUCCAUCACUUUGCCUGAUAAUUUUGCUCUUGACUUGAUGGAUAUUGAUAAUUACAACCCAAACGGGUAUCCUGACACUCAUCUUAUGGCCAAUGAAGAAAUUUCAUUAACUGAUCAAACUCCUAUCAGUAUAUCAAAAAGAGGAGAUCAAACUCCUGCUGGAUAUGUUAAGAUUUCUCUUGGUGAGGCAAGUGCACUUCGUACUCCAUCUUUAUCUUUGGAUAACUCAGGGCCUCAUUCGGUUCACGACGAAGAAAUGUCAAUUCACGAAGAAGAAAUCCCCCAUCCUCAUACUCCACGACCAACAAUUGAGGGUUUUCCAGAUCCUGAUGCUAAUAAUCUUCCUAAUGAUGAGGAUAACAGAAGUCCACUUGAACAUCUACGUGAGCCUAAUCACGGGGGUACUCCAAUUCUUCCGAAGAGGGUUGAACCAGACCUUGAAUUGGAGGCUCAGUUCACAAAGAAAAAAUCGCUCAGUCCACUCGAACGUUUACGUGAGCCUAAUCAGGGGGGUACUCCAAUUCUUCCAGAGAGGAUGGAACCAGACAUUGAAUUGGAGGCUCAGUUCGCAAAGGAAAAAUCACUCAGUCCACUUGAACGUUUACGUGAGCCUAAUCAUGGGGGUACUCCAAUUCUUCCAGAGAGGGUGGAACCAGACCUAGAGUUGGAGGCUUUGUUUACAAAGGAAAAAUCUGACAAUUCAUUGACUUUGGAAGAUGUUGUGGAUCAGGGUGUACCUAAACAAACCGGAGUUACCAGAUCACCAGAAUCUGCUCAUUCUGAACAUGAACAUGAACUUGUUCAAGAUAACUCGGUCCCGCCUGUCUCAUACGGGUUGGCACCUUCUCCUCAGCAGUGUGAGCCAGUUGUACCCGAGCAGCCAAGGGUAAAACGGAGAAGGUUGAGAUACGAUAAAGCGACAGUCUUGAGCAAUGAGUUCAUGAAAAAGUCUCUAGAUGAUGCCAGCGACCUGAAACGUAAAAGAAAAGGGGUAUCUUCUCUUUUGGGUGCUUGGAAGUUAAACAAUGCCUAUAAAAAGGAACACGUCCUUUUUGGCCCUAUCAUUGAUGGGUUGGGUGAUAAUCGCCAAAUGUUUGAGGAGGACUACAUUUCUUCAAAACCUGACCUGUUUAACACUGAACAAGCUGAACCCGAUGCAAGGAAAGUUGGACAAUCGGAUGACAUGGAGGGGUCUUCAAACCCGGAUCCGUUUAACACUGAACAACCUGAACCUGAUACUAGUGAAAUUAGACAAUCUGCCGAUGUUGUGGGGUCUUCAAAUCUGUUUAACACUGAACAGGCUGAACCUGAUGCUGCGGAAAUCAGACGUUCUGCUGAUUUUGUGAACCCCAGUGACAAUGAUAUGAUACCAAUAAAUUCUCCAGAUAAUAGAUCAUUCUCUUCUCCACCCCCGGAGGACAAAAACACACCUGCCAUCACUACUGAUGGAGGGUCAAAAUCAUAUCAGACCCAAACUACUGCAGGGACUGAUGUAGGAUUUACUCCGGACCCUACAUCAUCUGUUGGAUCUUUUGUCUCCGAAACUGAAACGCCAUUUCCAUUUCUUCAAAGUCGUCAAGGUUUUGAAAAUAGUGGUGGUUUAUCUGAUAUUCCUGAGGUGGAUGACAAUGAAGAGCUUGCUUGCUUAGAAGAUGACAAUGAGGGUACACCAAGUUUGAGGGGUACCCCUGAUACAGAUUAUUCAUCUGGACGACAAAGACCACCACCAGAAGCUGGCUCAUUGUUACCGAGAACCAAGGCUGUGGCACAACACAUAAAAGAAAAGUCAUCAGCUACCCCUUCUUCCUCGGAGAACUCAGGAUCUGUUAGUAUGAAGAGCAUUUUAGAAGGCAAGACCAGAAAAGUAUGUUCUAGAUUCUUCUUUGAGACACUGGUCUUGAAGAGCUGUGAUCUUGUUGAUGUAAAGCAAGAUGAACCGUAUGGCGAUAUUACCCUGAAGGUCACUCCGAAGCUUUCAAAGCUUCAGAUGUCAAGCUAGAUAACCACCAUUGCUUUCAUUUACAUAUAAAUAUUAGUAGGUAUAAACACAAUAUGUUGAUCGCCUGUAAAGGAAGAGCGACAAUGGCGAUGCUAAGUUCUUGUCUAAAAUUGUUUAAUCUUCUAGUCGUCAAUUCUGCUUUUUUUUUUCUGCUCAAGUUUUAAUGACAAUUUAGUUGACAUCAUCUGGUGUCGGGUCUUUAGGCUGUAGAGUUAGUUAAGCUGGUAAACAUCUAAACUUUAACUUCCAUUGUAAAUGGUGUCACAUAUUUUUGCAGACUGAUCAUAAAAUAUCUGGUAUUAAUGGUGUCA
Erigeron canadensis is the source of this 2734-nucleotide messenger RNA. Its product is annotated as sister chromatid cohesion 1 protein 3. The record is from RefSeq and is a predicted model, not a curated record. Gene Ontology annotation, molecular function: protein binding; chromatin binding. NCBI's taxonomy places the organism in Eukaryota, Viridiplantae, Streptophyta, Magnoliopsida, Asterales, Asteraceae. Gene Ontology annotation, biological process: mitotic sister chromatid cohesion; replication-born double-strand break repair via sister chromatid exchange; synaptonemal complex assembly. The coding region runs from base 108 to 2423 and encodes 771 amino acids. Gene Ontology annotation, cellular component: synaptonemal complex; cohesin complex. The transcript has 14 exons.